ACGCGACGCUAGCAUUUCAAUUCCUGUUUCGGGUAGGAUUUCCUUAAUAUACAAGUUCCGGACAUAUGAACUACACAAGUCGUAAGUGGAUGUUGUUUAAUGAUGGAUUGAUGGCGAUCACCAAAUUAAGCAUGCCGCGUGUGAAGGAAUACCUCUAAGAUGGGUGCUAUCCAGACUAGCGGUUCCUAACAUAACAGGCGUCUGGAGUAGAGGUGGGUCGCCGCCAUCAGGCCCACUGAUGAGUCUAGACGGCGCAGACUCUGAGACAAAACGCAAAUCUACAUAAACAAUAAUAUACACGGAUGGUUUUAAAUCCACAAAUGCCAUUAGUUAGAGCAGUAUGCAUAAUUCCAAAGGACAAACUAAGCAGUACAAAAUCUAUGGUAAAACUACACAGCAGAAUGCCUGAUGAUAAAAAUAGCAGUGAUCUGUACAAAUGAAGCCUUGUACAAAGUCUAAAAUCUAUCCCUCUUCCAAAUGAACAGACAUAUAACAAAUAUCAAAAAAGAAUUGCAGCAGUUCAGAGUAAACAUGACAAAAAUCUGUAUCUCCAUGAUAUGGAUUCUAGCUCAUGUCGCAAUAAAAGUUGCAGAUAAGAAAGCAAAGGCAGCAUCAGCACAAACAAUUGCUCAACAUACAUGCUGGUCCCACACACCAACUGCAUACAAGCUAUAAAGCCAAAAAUUCAAUCUCAAAGAGAAAAGUAGAAAGCACAAGGCAGAAUAUCAGGUGGUCGGCAGGGAUAAUGUUACAAUAAUUUACGAUGCCGUGUCCAAACCGAUAUCACAGAUGCUCAAGCGCAAGAUCAGAAUAAAGUGGAUCACCUUCGUCCGGCUGACCUAACUUGUUCGUGGCGUCAAAUUAUGCUGUUGUCGGAUUGGUAUUGAGUCCUCGGCUGUAGAACUCUUUGAUCUUCCGAAGCUCAUCGAACCAUGUCGAAAGGAAAUACGAGGGAAAAUCGCAUCAUCCUCCUUUCGUAUACACCGGAUAACUCUGGCUUCAAGUGGAAUGAAAAAACUUAGGCAAAAGAGGGUCGAUCGCAAAUGAUUGUGAAAUUGGAUUGCGAAUAAAAGACAUUGUAAUACUAUACGGAGUAGGUAUAUAGAAGGAACGUCAUGUAAGAAAGUUAUGAAUGCGGCUUGUACCGAGCAUCGUUUAUAGAAGAAGUUACAGUUGUAGGCGAGGCUAGCAUGUUAAACACGCAAGUGGGUUAAUGGCGAAGUCCAUACAAGAGAGGAGAGACCGAAAUAUACUUACAUGCGCAGGUACAUUUUACAAUCUGACAGACAUUCUGAUAUUUGAUGCUGAUGAACGAUCCCUCCUGGAUCUCAGGCGGUCAAUAUCGAUGGAGAAAUUCGGCUACAACUGCACCUAGAGAGCGAACAGCCCCACUAUUGAUUCGAGAUCUUGAUCAAAAUGAUAUCAUAAUCGAUGGCAAAUCAGGAUAGAAGGGCACAUCCCUUUGAGAUCAGGAAAUGCGAGAAAGACAGAAGAACAUUUCCUGGAGAUGAAGAAGAAGAAGAAGAAGAAGAAGAAGAUAUCUGGUAGUGGAGGAGGAAGAGCUGGCCUAGAAACGGUGGUUCUCCGAUCUCCGAUCUGUUGGUGGGUUUUCAGGCUUCUUCCCAUCGCUCCACCUCCCGUCCAGCUACCCCUUCUCCGUUUGACUGACCGUCGUCGUCAACGAUGAUGGUAAUGGUAAAUAGCCCAUGGAGAGACUCUCCAGUCCGUGCCUCCACUGGAAACGGGAGCACGCCACGUGAAAGUAGGAAGGGGAGGCUAUAGCCAGACCGACGUCGCUUCGUGCGCCUCAGUCGUUCGUGGACCUCGAAGGACGAUAGAGGUCGAAGAGGGCACUUCCUCCUCUCCUUCCUCACGGCGCCACCACCAUCAUCUUCUUUCCGCGCCUUUGGCCUUAUCCUUUUUAACCGGCGGCGAGAGGACGAACGUCGUCAACGCACAAUAAGAUAAUCGUUCGCAGCCGUCCGCCUACUGCACUUCGAGAAAAUUGACUUAUAACGACGUCGUUGAUACACGAUCGUGGCAAACGUCUGAACGGAUCGUCGACAAUACGAAGGAUGCAGCGUCACAUCUCUCUCCUCGUUGGGAUCAUCUUGCUGUGUUGCCUUCAAGAUUUCGUGACCGGCGCCUGUCCCCGAAUAUGUCCGCCAAGUGGAGAGCCAGUCUGCGGUAGCGACGGAGUGAUCUACGCGUCUCAGUGUGAAAUGAGGAAGAAGAUGUGUGGAAAAGGCGUGACCAUAGCUACGGAAAAGACCGCUUGCCUAAGGUCGUCCGGUAGUAAGUGCGAGCAUCGUUGUCCCGGCGAUCAGGAUCCAGUAUGUGGCACCGACGGCCGCACAUAUCUCAACAAAUGCAUGUUGCGAGUCGAGAUCUGUCGAGUCGGUAUCGAACUGUCACACCUAGGUCCAUGCAACAACAUCUCCGCGCACAGGGAAAACUGUCCAGUCUCCUGCGACUUUGCACCACUCGACGGACCGAUCUGUGGUAGCGACGGCAACGUCUACAAGUCUACGUGUCAAAUGAAGCUGCUUACCUGUGGACAAGGCGUCGUACGUACGAAUAAGAAGCACUGUCAAACCACGAGACAUUGUCGUGAAUCAUGCUGGCGUGGUGCUAAGCCAGCCUGUGGUAGCGAUGGAAUCCUCUACUCGAACACCUGUAAAAUGCGAGCAAAGAACUGCGGCAAACACGUGUUCGAGGUGCCGAUGUCAUACUGCGUGUCACUGGAACGGACGUCCGGUGGCCAGUCGAACGCCUGUCCCUUGGACUGCAAAAACGAACCGGAAGUUCCAACCUGCGGAUCGGAUGGAAGCAUAUACAAGAAUGAGUGUGAGAUGCAAAUGCUUAAUUGCGGACAAGCAAGAAGAAAAAUAACCGUGGUAGACUUUGAAAAGUGUCGAGCUCGUUUGACCAAGUGUAUGAAACAGCAGCAAAGAUGCGGAAAUGAGGUGGAUCCAGUUUGCGGAAGCGAUGCGAACACAUAUCCGAAUCAGUGUCACUUGAACGUCGCAGUGUGCCUAAAGGGUAUUCAAUUGGCUCACGUCGGAGAGUGCACGACCUUGAAAGAGACCGAACAGUGCCCCGAAGAUUGUAGCGAGGUACCUGAGGAACCAGUUUGUGGAAGCGACGGCAAUGUUUAUCGGUCCCUUUGUCAUCUGCAGCGUGAGACAUGUGGUCAGAGGGUGGUUCAAGUUCCAGCGCAGCAUUGUCGUACCACAGCACUCUGCAACCAGAUCUGUAGCGGAGAACGGCAGUUUGUUUGCGGUUCCGACAAUAAACUUUAUCGCAAUGAGUGUGAGAUGAAGAGGGAUAAUUGCGGAAAACACGUGUACGUGGUGCCUAUGAAGAGGUGCUUACAAGGUUUCUUAUUCCGUGGUUGCCAAAAGAUUUGUUCACCUUACUAUGAUCCUGUUUGCGGUACCGACGGCAUGACCUACAGUAAUGAAUGUUUCUUGGAAAUCGAAAACUGCCGUAGUCGAAGCUUAGUUACGAAGAAGUACCAUGGUGUGUGCGGUCAACCGACUGAAGAACCUAAGAAUUAUUUGUAUUAGAUUGAUCAAACUCUGUUCUCGUUAGAAUGUCCUUU
This is a messenger RNA of Frieseomelitta varia, 3604 nucleotides long. Its product is annotated as agrin. The record is from RefSeq and is a predicted model, not a curated record. Lineage: Eukaryota; Metazoa; Arthropoda; Insecta; Hymenoptera; Apidae. The transcript is spliced from 13 exons. Gene Ontology annotation, molecular function: protein binding. The coding region runs from base 2076 to 3569 and encodes 497 amino acids.